Populus euphratica (Euphrates poplar) is the source of this 3152-nucleotide messenger RNA. RefSeq names its product protein argonaute 5-like. The transcript has 22 exons. Gene Ontology annotation, molecular function: RNA binding; protein binding. The annotation marks the transcript as partial. The record is from RefSeq and is a predicted model, not a curated record. NCBI's taxonomy places the organism in Eukaryota, Viridiplantae, Streptophyta, Magnoliopsida, Malpighiales, Salicaceae.
AAGCUAAGCAACAAUGUCUCGCCGUGGUGGCGGCCCGUGGUGGCGGCCGACGAUCCGAAGCUCGUCGUCACCAGGACUCAUCAACUCCAUCACCUUCAUUUCAGCGCGGUGGUGGUGGUGGAGGCCGUGGCCGUGGUGGAAGAGGCGGCUCCACUCCUGCUCCGUUUCCAACUCCAGUUCGUGCUCCUACCUCGGCGGCACCCGGCUACGUCUCCGCAACCGCAGGUCCUUCUGCAAGACCAACUCCUCAAGCUGCUUAUACAGCGUCGGCGGCUUCGAGUUCCUCUUCAGUCGGGGAGCUGAGUCAAGAGACCGCAAAGAAGUUGACAUUGGGAGGGACCAUUACGACGGGAGGGCUGGUGUCUGUCUCUUCAAAGGCGAUGGUGCCUCCGCGACGACCAGACUAUGGAAAGACAGGGAAGAAAUGUGUGAUUAGAGCGAAUCAUUUUGUAGUUGAGGUUUCUGAUAGAGAUCUCUUUCACUACGAUGUGGCAAUAACUCCUGAAGUUACAUCAAAGAAAGUCAAUAGAGAGGUAAUAUCUCAACUUGUUCGUUGUUCCCGUGAGUCUCAUCUGGGCAACCGGAUGCCAGCUUAUGAUGGCAGGAAAAGUCUAUACACUGCUGGGGCAUUGCCUUUUGAAGCAAAGGAAUUUGUUGUGAAGUUGGCUGAGAAGGGUGAUCCUGCUAGUUCAUCCAGUUCUGUCAAAAAGGAACGUCAAUUUAAGGUGGCCAUCAAAUAUGCAUCCAAAGUUGAUAUGUAUCAUUUGAAGGAGUUCCUUAGUGGGAGACAAGCGGAUGCUCCACAGGAAACCAUACAAAUCCUUGACAUUGUUCUCAGAGCAUCACCAUCAGAAAAGUACAUUACUGUUGGGCGAUCAUUUUUCUCACCUGAUUUGGGUCCAAAAGGCGAUCUCGGUGAUGGAAUAGAAUAUUGGAGGGGGUAUUAUCAAAGUCUUCGGCCAACCCAAAUGGGACUAUCUUUCAAUAUUGAUGUGUCGGCCAGAUCCUUUUAUGAGCCAAUUCUGGUAACUGAGUUUGUAGCGAAGUACUUUAAUUUUAGAGACUUAUCAAGGCCUCUUUCUGAUCAGGAGCGUGUUAAGGUGAAAAAGGCCUUGAGAGGAAUCAAAGUACAAAUUACUUACAGUGACUACACUAAAAGCUACAAGAUUGCUGGCAUAUCAAAUCUACCAGUAAACAAAACAAUGUUUACUCUGGAUGAUAAGAAAACAAAGGUGUCAGUCUAUCAGUAUUUUUGGGAGAGAUACAAUAUUGGGCUGAAAUAUACAUCUUUGCCUCCCCUUCAAGCUGGAACUGAUGCAAAACCUAUUUAUUUGCCCAUGGAGCUUUGUCAGAUUGCUGGAGGACAACGAUAUACAAAGAAACUAAAUGAAAGACAAGUCACAGCCCUUUUAAGAGCAACCUGUCAGCGGCCUUCUGCUAGGGAAAAUAAUAUUAAGAAGAUGGUUAGGCAAAAUGAUUACAGUAGGAAUGCUCUUGUGAGGAAUGAAUUUGGAAUUCAAGUGAAAGAAGAACUCACAUUGGUUGAUGCUCGAGUAUUACCCCCUCCCAUGCUUAAAUAUCAUGAUACAGGGCGAGAAGCUAGAGUGGAUCCGCGCUUUGGACAAUGGAACAUGAUAGACAAGAAAAUGGUGAAUGGAGGCAGAAUUGAUUACUGGACCUGUUUGAACUUCUCUACAAGAGUGCACAGAGAGUUGCCAUCUGAAUUUUGUUGGCAGUUAAUGGAUAUGUGCAAUAACAAAGGAAUGGAAUUCAACCCAGAACCCAUUAUUCCAAUACGCUCAGCUGAUUCUAGGCAAAUUGAGAAGGCACUUCAUGAUGUUCAUAAGCAAUGCACUGCAGAACUUGCAAAUCAGAAGGGGAAACAGCUUCAGCUGCUGAUCAUUAUUCUACCUGAUGUCACCGGAUCCUAUGAGAAAAUCAAACGUGUUUGUGAAACUGAGUUAGGAAUAGUUUCACAAUGCUGUCAGCCCCAGCAGGCAAAGAAGCUCAGCAAACAAUACCUGGAAAAUGUUGCUCUCAAAAUUAAUGUGAAGGCUGGGGGACGAAACACUGUAUUGAAUGAUGCUUUUCAUAGAAGAAUUCCUCUUCUUACUGAUGUUCCUACUAUUGUUUUUGGUGCUGAUGUAACCCAUCCACAAGCGGGAGAAGAUGCAGGCCCAUCGAUUGCAGCAGUAGUUGGUUCUAUGGAUUGGCCAGAGGUAACCAAGUAUAGAGGACUUGUCUCUGCACAGGCUCACCGUGAAGAAAUUAUCGAGGAUCUUUACAAAAAAUACCAGGAUCCAAAGAAGGGUUUAGUGCAUGGUGGAAUGAUCAGGGAACUGUUAAUUGCUUUCAAAAGAUCCACCGGCCAAAAACCUUUUAGAAUUAUAUUCUACAGAGAUGGUGUUAGUGAAGGUCAAUUCAGCCAAGUUCUGCUGCAUGAGAUGCAGGCAAUACGGCAGGCAUGUGGCUCCCUAGAAGAAGGGUAUUGUCCUCGGGUUACCUUUGUAGUAGUUCAGAAAAGGCAUCAUACACGCUUUUUCCCUGCUGACCAUAGCAGGCGUGAUCAGACUGACAAGAGUGGCAAUAUCUUACCAGGUACAGUUGUUGAUACUACAAUUUGCCACCCUACAGAGUUUGACUUCUACCUUAACAGUCAUGCUGGAAUUCAGGGAACCAGCAGACCUACACAUUAUCACGUGUUGUUUGAUGAAAACAACUUCAGUUCUGAUGGUUUACAAACCCUCACCAACAAUUUGUGCUACACGUAUGCAAGGUGCACUCGGUCUGUUUCCAUAGUGCCUCCUGCAUAUUAUGCUCAUUUGGCAGCUUUUAGGGCGCGAUAUUACAUUGAGGGUGAAACAUCAGAUGCUGGUUCAUCUGGUGGGACUGCCGAGUUCCGUCCUCUUCCGGUUAUCAAAGAAAAUGUCAAGGAUGUUAUGUUUUACUGUUGAUGUAGACGGCCUUUCUUUUGUGCGGAGUUAUGCGGCUAUUUUGCACUCCAAUCAACUUCCAAAGCAUACAUCUGGUGCACGCAUCACUGUAGUUGAUGCGGAAAGAUACGUCAAGAAAGUCAUACGCGGCACUUCUUCCUUAUUAUAGAAAUGGUGAAAUACAAGGCUGGACUUUUGUCCACAUAUAAUGCUUUUUAA